CCGCGCGGACUCCUCCUCAGCUUUGAAAUCUGUGACGUCAGAGAGUUCUGCUCCAUCAGCAGGUUAAAGAUGGCGGCGGAGGAGAGCAGGUCGAAGCAGCGGAACCACACAAACAGCAUCUCUUCUCACGGGGGGUUUAAACCAGACAAACCCACGAUGACACGUGACGAGGAGGACGACGACCUGUUGGAGGAGGAGGUGGGCGUUCCUCGGCCGGUGCAGAUCGUGGUGGCGGAUGAGGAGGAGCACUCGUUCUCGCUGCAGGAGGAGGCGCUGGAGCGGCUGCUGCUUCAGGAGGAGGUGCAGGACCUUCACGUGGUCGUCGUCUCUGUGGCCGGAGCUUUCCGCAAGGGCAAGUCGUUCUUGCUGGACUUCAUGCUACGCUACAUGUACAAACAGUCCCCUGAUUCGUGGGUCGGCGGGGAGGAGGACCCUUUGACCGGCUUCACCUGGCGAGGCGGCUGCGAGCGGGAGACGACGGGCAUCCUGGCCUGGAGCGAGGUGUUCGUGGUGGAGAAACCAGACGGCUGCAAGGUUGCAGUUCUACUAAUCGACACACAGGGGGCGUUCGACAGCCAGUCCACCAUCAAAGACUGCGCCACACUGUUCGCUCUGAGCACCAUGACCAGCUCAGUCCAGGUCUACAACCUGUCUCAGAACGUCCAGGAGGACGACCUGCAGCACCUCCAGCUCUUCACCGAGUACGGACGGCUCGCCAUGGAGGAGGUCUACGAGAAACCCUUCCAGACCCUGAUGUUCCUGAUCCGGGACUGGAGUUACCCCUAUGAGCACCCGUACGGUCUGGAGGGAGGGCAGAGCUUCCUGGAGAAGAGACUACAGGUGAAGCAGAACCAACACGAGGAGCUGCAGAACGUCAGGAAACACAUCCACUCCUGCUUCUCCAACAUCGGCUGCUUCCUGCUCCCUCACCCCGGACUCAAGGUCGCCACUAACCCGCACUUCGACGGACGCCUCAGAGAUAUCGACGAGGAGUUCAAGAAGGAGCUGGUGGACCUGGUCCCCACGCUGCUCUCUCCAGAGAACCUGGUGGAGAAGGAGAUCGGAGGAGUGAAGAUCACCUGCAGAGACCUGCUGCAGUACUUCAAGGCCUACAUGAAGAUCUACCAGGGGGAGGAGCUGCCUCACCCAAAGUCCAUGCUGCAGGCGACAGCUGAAGCCAAUAACCUCGCCGCUGUAGCCGGAGCCAAAGACGCGUACCACAAAAGCAUGGAGCAGGUCUGCGGCGGAGACAAACCCUACAUCUCGCCGACAGAGCUGGAGCGUCGCCACGUGGAGCUGCGCCAGGCGUCGGUGCGUCACUUCCGCUCGGUGAAGAAGAUGGGCGGCGAGGAUUUCUGCCGGCGUUAUCAGGAGCAGCUGGAGGCGGAGCUCGACGAGGCGUUCGCCAACUUCUGCAAGCACAACGACGGCAAGAACAUCUUCUACGCGGCGCGGACGCCCGCCACGCUGUUCGCCGUCAUGUUCGUCAUGUACGUGACGUCCAUGGUCACGGGCUUCGUGGGCAUCAACUCCGUGGCCACGCUGUGUAACCUGAUGAUGGGAGCGGCGCUGACGGCGCUCUGCCUCUGGGCCUACGUCAAGUACUCCGGGGAGUUUCGUGAGGUGGGCGGAGUCAUCGACCAGGUGGCAGAAACUCUCUGGGAACAGAGGACUCCUCGAAAGGUUCUCUCCAAACUCUUCGAAGUGGCCCGGAGUAAAGUCCCGUUGGGGAGCCUGAUCCCGACGCCGCGGCCCCGGCUCGCCUCAAACAACAACGUGAAGAAGAAAAACUAGCAGCACGCCACGUCUGUCCCCUCCCCCCCCCCCUCCCCCGUUUGAAACGGCGUUUCUAGGACGGUUUCUGUUCUCUGACUGUAGAAGGUUCCUCGCCGUAGGAGCCGCCGUAGACCCGGAUGAAGCGGCGUGAUGUAUUUAAUUUGUUGUCAGUGGGCGGGGUUAAAGUAUUUAUUGGUGGGCUGGUGGGCGGGGCUAUUGUUCAGUGGGCGGGGCCAUUGUUCAGUCACUGAGCGUCUACAUUAAUGAUUCCAUUUUACCUGAAUGUACGAAUGAAGAGCACGACCACA
This is a messenger RNA of Notolabrus celidotus (New Zealand spotty), 2084 nucleotides long. Its product is annotated as atlastin-2-like. The record is from RefSeq and is a predicted model, not a curated record. Gene Ontology annotation, molecular function: GTPase activity; GTP binding. Gene Ontology annotation, biological process: protein homooligomerization; endoplasmic reticulum organization. The transcript has 14 exons. Bases 70 to 1794 code for a protein of 574 amino acids. Lineage: Eukaryota; Metazoa; Chordata; Actinopteri; Labriformes; Labridae.